AUGGUGAAGUACACGCGUACGAUGAAUCUCGGCAGGGAGAGAAGUGAUAGCGUAGGAGAGAGCGCGAUAGAAAGAGGAAAGAGGAAAAGGGAGAUGUUAGGAAAAGAGUCGCAGGAAGAAGGGGGGGUGGCGGAGAUUUUUAAGCGUAGCCACAAGACAACCAGGUCACCGGAGAAAAGAGGGGUGAGGGAUGAGAUGAAGGAGAUGUUACAGGAAAUAAGGAGGGAGAUAAGAGAGGGUUUAGGAUGGAUGAGAGAGGAGAUAAGGAAAAAGGCGGAGAAACAAAAAGAGGCGAUGAGGAUGGAAGUAGAAAGGAUGAAGGAGGAUUUUAAGGUCAAAGAGGAAAGAUGGAAUAAAGAGAGAGAGGAUUUAAAGAGAAGAAUAAUGAAGAUAGAGAAGGAAAUAGAAAGUUUAAAGAUAGGAAAGAAAAAGGAUGAGAGGGGAAGUGAGGAAGUGUUGGAGAGGGAGGGGGGAGGACUCAGGGGAGGCAGGGAGGUAGAGGAGUGGAAAGAAAAAGUUAAGAAAUUAGAGAGAAGAUGGGAAAUGAAAGAAAGGGGAGACAGAAGGCGGAGUUUGAUAGUAAAGAGGAUGAAAGGAGGGGAAGGAAGUUUGAAGGAAAGAGUGGAAGGAAUAAUUAAAGAAUUAGGGAUACGAGUGGAGAGGAAAGUGGAGGAAGUUAGGAAAGUAGAGGGAGAUAGAAGAGAGAGGGGGGAGAUGGUGAUAGUGAAGAUGGCAACCGAAGAUUGUAAGGGGGAGGUUAUGUUAAAUAAAUGGAGACUAAAAAGGAAGGAGAUAUGGAUAGAAGAGGAUUUAACGUGGGAGGAAAGGAGGAUUAAUUGA
This is a messenger RNA of Solenopsis invicta (red fire ant), 840 nucleotides long. RefSeq lists its product as uncharacterized. NCBI's taxonomy places the organism in Eukaryota, Metazoa, Arthropoda, Insecta, Hymenoptera, Formicidae. The transcript has a single exon. The coding region runs from base 1 to 840 and encodes 279 amino acids. The record is from RefSeq and is a predicted model, not a curated record.